CACUACAUACAGCCAGCCAUGAGGAGGAGGAUACAACACAGAUCACUCCACUGACUGACAAUGUAGUCUACAUCACACAACUGUGUAGUGUGGAUCCCUGUCCUGGAUCUGGACCAGCAACAACAACUAACAAGACAACUGGUGGUGAAUUGGGAUGAGUUCCACACUGACACUUGAGAGGACUACUCAUCCAUUCCUACUGAUGGGAAGCGGCCAUCUUUCUGGAUCGACGGUCUACCUCCCAACCGUCUGAUUGACGACAGGACUGGAAGACAUGCUGUGAAGACAGACAGAAGACAGACAGAAGCCAUAAAAGAGGACCGUUAGCCUGUGUUUCCUGCUGCCAUGCCGUGGUACUUCCUGCCCUGCCCGCCCAGCUGCCACAUGUUCUGGCUGGUUCUGGCUGCCCUUCUGCUGCUACUGACGGGCUAUGUGUCUGUGUCUCUGGAAGAGCUGCCCAGGGGCCCAGGGGACAUAGCUGGCAGCGGGUCCAUGAGCGCCAGCACUAACGCUCGCCUGUACAACUCUAUCCAGCACGGAUCCUGCACAUAUACCUUCCUGCUACCAGAUAACGCUGGGGGGAACAGGCCGUGCUUGACGGAGGCGGAGGGGGUCGGCAGCUCCAGCACCAGCCAGGGACAGGGCCAGUACCAGGGGAACACUCUACAGGGAGAUGCCCCCCUGAAAAAGCCCAAGCUCCCAGGACUGGCCCCAGCUCUGGGGAACCAGAGGAUCCAACACCUGGAGAACGUCAUGGACAACUACACACAGUGGCUUCACAAAAUUGAGAGAUAUGUGAAGGACAGUCUGAAUGUGGAGAUGGCUCAGCUGCAGCAGAGUGCUGUCCACAAUCACACAGUUGCCAUCUUGAAUCUAGGCACCAACCUCCUGACCCAGACUGCCCAGCACACACGGAAACUGACAGACGUAGAGAUCCAGCUUCCUGAUGGACAGGUGUUGAAUCAGACCUCCAGGCUGGAGAUUCAGCUCCUGGAGAACUCUCUGUCCACCAACAAACUGGAGACCCAGCUCCUCCACCAAUCUACAGAGAUCAGCAAGCUGCACGACAAGAACAGGCUCUUAGAGCAGAAGAUGCUGGAGCUGGAGUCUGGGCACCAUGAGGAGCUGGUCACCUUCCAGGAGGAGAGGUCCAGCCUGCAGCAGCUGGUAGCCAGACAGAGCAGUGUGAUCACAGAGCUGCAGACCCAUCUGGACCAGGCCACUGGCAACAACAGUAUCCUGCUUAGCCAACAACAGCAGCUCACUGAGACCGUCAACAGUCUGCUGAAACUCUGCUCUAAGGACAGAGGGUCUGGAGGUACUGGAUGGAUACUGGGGCCAAUGUUUCCUGUUACAGAAAGUAUAAAUGAAAUACUCUGGGUGGUGGCAAACAGCAACCUUGCCUUUAAGCAGAGAGAUUCAUCUCAUGAGGAGAGAAAGUAUCAGGACUGCUCUGAAGUCUUUCAUUCUGGCUUCAACAACAGUGGAUUAUAUACUAUUCACAUCAACACACAGGAGACCAAAAAGGUUUACUGUAACAUGGAGGCAGCAGGGGGAGGAUGGUCCGUCAUUCAGAGGAGAAAAGAUGGAACCAUGGACUUCCAGAGGACGUGGAAGGAGUACAAGAUGGGCUUUGGGAGUCUGUCUGGAGAACACUGGCUGGGGAAUGAGUUUGUGUUCCUGCUGACCAGCCAAAGGCCCUACAACCUGAGGGUGGAAGUGACCGACUGGGGCGGACAGCAGGCCUUCUCCCACUAUGACCGUUUCUACAUCGGCAGCGAGAAGCAGAAUUACAGGCUGUUCCUGAAGAGUCACAGUGGAACGGCAGGCAGACAGAGCAGCCUGGUCAUCAACGGAGCAGACUUCAGUACCAAGGAUAUGGACAACGACAACUGCAUCUGCAAAUGUGCUCUCAUGCUCACCGGGGGUUGGUGGUUCGAUGCCUGUGGACCAUCGAACCUGAACGGGAUGUACUACAGUCAUGGUCAGAACAUGGGUAAACUGAAUGGGAUUAGGUGGCACUACUUCAAAGGGUCUAGUUACUCUCUCCGUGCUACUACCAUGAUGAUACGACCAGCAGACUUCUGAGAGGACCUUUUGGUGACUGUCGUUGGGUACGUUGUCCAUAGACACAUUGGCAUCAUUAGUCAUGUUUCCAUCCAAAUGUUUUUAUGUGAUAAAGUAAAGUACUGUCCAACAGGUGUGACGGAAACACAAAAUAGAAGGUGGGAUAAUUGUUUGUACUUUGACUUAAAAAAUAGCAACCUAAUUUUGUUUUCUAUGAGGAACUUGGAUUCUGACUUUCUGGUGCUUACAUGUCCUCUUGAAAGACAUUGAUUGUAUGCUUGAGGACCAGCUCUGCAAUGAAUCAAACUGAAGUGGGUUACAUGAUGAGGAUUUGAAUGUAAGAUUUGGUGCUUUUGAAAGACUUUAAUUUGUCUGGCUGUCACGUUCUGACCUUUAUUUCCUUUGUUUUGUCAUUAUUUAGUAUGGUCAGGGCGUGAGUUGGGUGGGCAGUCUGUUUGUUUUUCUAUGUUUUGGGGUAUUUCUAUGUUUCGG
Oncorhynchus gorbuscha (pink salmon) is the source of this 2559-nucleotide messenger RNA. Its product is annotated as angiopoietin-1-like. The record is from RefSeq and is a predicted model, not a curated record. Lineage: Eukaryota; Metazoa; Chordata; Actinopteri; Salmoniformes; Salmonidae. Gene Ontology annotation, molecular function: receptor tyrosine kinase binding. The coding region runs from base 346 to 2088 and encodes 580 amino acids. Gene Ontology annotation, biological process: angiogenesis; Tie signaling pathway. The transcript has 9 exons.